ACUUUUUUUAUACAAAUGGCAACCCAAAUUCCAACGAAAAAUUAAAAAAUAUUGCUACACGUCAUCUGGCGACUGUCAAACAGUUUUACGCGAGGGUUUUCUUAUUUUUAAUGCAAAUUGGUCUGUUUUGAACAAUAACAAAAUGGUGCUAAUAGCAGCUACAGUAUGCACAAAGUCAGGGAAAGCGCUAGUGUCACGACAGUUUGUGGAAAUGACGAAGGCGCGGAUAGAGGGACUGCUGGCAGCCUUCCCCAAGCUUAUGACUGGAGGCCGUCAACACACCUUCGUCGAGACUGAGUCAGUCAGAUAUGUGUACCAGCCACUCGACAAGCUGUACAUGCUGCUCAUCACCACAAAGGCCAGCAACAUCCUUGAGGACCUGGAGACGCUCCGCCUCUUCAGCCGUGUGGUACCUGAAUACUGCACCCAGUUGACUGAAACGGAGGUGUUGAACCAGGCCUUCAACCUACUCUUUGCCUUCGAUGAGAUUGUAGCUCUCGGGUACAGGGAGAGUGUCAACUUGGCACAGGUUCGUUCAUUUGUGGAGAUGGACUCUCACGAAGAAAAGAUUUACCAAGCUGUUAGACAGACCCAAGAGCGAGAGGCGGCCAACCGCAUGCGCGAGCGAGCCAAGGAGCUGCAGCGAGAGAGGCUCGAAGCCGCCAAGAGGGGCGGCGCGCCGCGCAGCACCAUGGCCUUUGGUAGCGGUGGUUUCGGCAACCAGUCCAUGUCUUCAGCGGCAGGAGUUGAACCCAUCGCGGAGAAGAUUCCCACCACGCCGGCUAGGGACACUCGUCCAGCAACCCGUUCGGCCAUGAAGCUGGGCUCGCGCGGCGCGGACGCCGAGUCCUUCGUGUCCAAGCUGCGCAGCGAGGGCGACGCCGCCGCCGCAGUUACCCCCACUACUCAAGCCGACGUCAAACCUGGGGCUUUACCGGCGCCUGACCAGAAAGAUGUCCACCUGAGAUUUGAGGAAAGGCUGAACCUGGUGGCCGGACGCGACGGCGACAUACAGAGUUUCGAACUCUCUGGUCUACUGACACUGCGCAUCAGCAACGAGCAAUUCGGUCGCAUACACGUGCACGUCGAUAACAAGGACACCAGGCCUUUGCAGUUACAGACUCACCCCAACGUCGACAAAGAGGCGUUCCGCUCCAGCGGCGUCAUCGGCCUGAAGCAGGCGCAGCGCCCCUUCCCGCUGCACUCCGACGUCGGCGUGCUCAAGUGGCGGCUCGCCACCGCCGACGACAAGCUUGCUCCUAUCUCAGUGAACUGCUGGCCGUCCGAGGGCGCCAACGGCGGCUGUGACGUCAACAUCGAGUACGAGCUCGAGCAGGACCACCUUACCCUACAAGACGUCACCAUCAACAUUCCUCUGCCAACCGGGAACAGUUCUGUGGUAGUCCACCAAUGGGAGGGCAGCUACGCGCAGAAAGGCCGCAACUUGAUCUGGAGCAUCCCACUUAUCGACAGGCAGCAUAAGUCAGGCAGUCUAGAGUUUACCGUGACCCCGGCGAUCCCCAACGACUUCUUCCCGCUGGCCGUGUCGUGGAGCUCCGCCAGCACGCUGGCGCUGCUGAGCGCUACCGGCGUGACGCAGGCGGCCGACGGCUCGCCCGUCGACUAUUCGCAGGAGAUAAGCUUCCAUCCCGACAAGUAUGAGAUCGUCUAGGUGCGUCGUUAGACCCAAUGGCAGUUAGGCAAACUCGUAGUGGCCAUGGUUGUGUGUGAAAGCUGUCUUUCGAUCAUUGUUGCUACUUACAUAAAACCCAUGUAUCAUGGUUAUUAUGGGUUUGUAUAACGGCUGAAAGCUUGCUCGUAGACUUCUUAGGAGAUAAGCUUCCAUCCCGACGAGUAUGAGACUGUCUAGGUAGGUUGUUAUGCCCAAUGGCAGUUCUGCAAGCUAAUACUAACCAUGAGAUUCUUGUAUGAAGCUGACUUCGUUCGUUGUUUCUUUGAUAAAACACAUCAAUCUCGAUGUGUUUAAAACGUAUUGUUCAUUAUCAUGGCUAUUAUGUGUUUCCUCGUGUUAUACAGAGUUGGAUAGAAAUUAAAUAACACACAUUUAAAUUAAGUUAAAAUUGUUUAUUCAUUUAUUUUAUUGUAGUUACAAUUUUAUUUUCGUAUAAGUGAGGACACUUUGUAAAACAUUGGUAACUUAUGUUUUAGUUACAAAAAGUAUUAUAAAAUGUGUGAAUUCUACUGAAAUGGCAAGAAUGUCUACUUUUUCUAAUAUGAUCGAUACCUU
Cydia pomonella (codling moth) is the source of this 2248-nucleotide messenger RNA. It is a transcript of the gene deltaCOP, whose product is annotated as coatomer subunit delta. NCBI's taxonomy places the organism in Eukaryota, Metazoa, Arthropoda, Insecta, Lepidoptera, Tortricidae. Gene Ontology annotation, biological process: Golgi localization; endoplasmic reticulum to Golgi vesicle-mediated transport; retrograde vesicle-mediated transport, Golgi to endoplasmic reticulum. The transcript has 15 exons. Gene Ontology annotation, cellular component: cytosol; COPI vesicle coat. Bases 143 to 1672 code for a protein of 509 amino acids. The record is from RefSeq and is a predicted model, not a curated record.